This is a messenger RNA of Oryzias latipes (Japanese medaka), 2349 nucleotides long. RefSeq lists its product as uncharacterized. Lineage: Eukaryota; Metazoa; Chordata; Actinopteri; Beloniformes; Adrianichthyidae. The record is from RefSeq and is a predicted model, not a curated record.
AGAUAGAAGGAGGUGGGGGGAGCAGACUCCCUCCUCCCUCAGUGCCCUAAGCCAUGCAGAUAUUGGUGGAGCCUUUGUGCGCUCACAGAUUUUUCUAAGUUUGCUGUGGUGCUGCGAGGAGCGAGAAUCAAAGAGUGGAGGAUUUAAAAGGGUUUUUAUUACUUUCCUGAUGACAGCAGUCAUGGAGCCCACAGUCCUGGUGCCUCUUCUUUCACUUCUGAUCAUUAAGUUGGGAUAUGCAGAUCACGACGAAAACCUCCACACAGCCUCUCCUGUAUCAGCAGGAGAAGUUCCCGUGGGUCCAGUCGGAGCUGAUGUGCUGAGCUCGAACCAGAACCACAGCAUCCAGGCCUGGAUAAGGUCUGACACACACUCCAAAUCCAGUGCCAGCAGCUCUUUGAGCAACAAUGCAACUGUGGAAACGACAAACAGUUCUGGGCUACUCCAACCAGCAGAUUAUAACGUCCCAGAUGUUGAAACUAAAGAUGUUCCAGACAGAAAUGAAAGAUCCACAAUCCAGACGCCAUUGCAUCCUCCAGGUGUUCCUUCUGAGAGCCUCUCCCCCAGCUCUCACGCCCCCCCUUCGCCAAAUACAGGAGUCACACACACAGCUACCCAUGCCACCGUGAACGCCACGCUCCCAACAAAUGACGGCAACACUUCAAGCCAUCCUGCAGCUUUGGAUCAUGUCCUGGUGGCAACAUCAAAGCCACCCACUCAGACGGACACAGCUUCAACGCCAACAACGGCUGAGCUUAAGGUUUCAUUAACGAGCUCUGGCUCUCCUCAUGAGCCAUCCGGUUCCCCUCUGUCAGCGACUCCGCCAUCCAGCAGGCACGCUGAGGCCUCCAGCGAGGCGCAGCUGAAGCCCACUGCUCAAAGUGACACCUUCACCCAGACCAAAGCCCACACAGGGAGACCAGCCCAGCUCAACAUGGGCGGAGACACAGUGACGACCAACAAAACUCCCACGUUGGACCCCCUCCUGGCCGGCCUGGUGUCAGCCUUCAUCCUCACAGCUGUCAUCAUCACAUUGCUUCUCUUCUUCAAACUGCGGCGAAGAGACAGCCGGCCAGAGUUUCGCAGGCUGCAGGACUUACCCAUGGAUGACAUGAUGGAAGACACCCCCCUUUCCAUGUACAGCUAUUGAUAGAGGCUCUUCAGACGGAUGGGCAGCCAGAUGUCCCCUCAUGGAUCCAGAAUCAAGUCACUGUUACUGCAGGACCUGGACUCUUCUACUUCUCUGCAAUAAGCAGAGGAAAAGAUGGAAGCACGUGGCCGGAUCCCUGCUACUCUGAUUAUUGACAUAAACAGUGGGAAGGGGACACAGUCAAUGGACUCCCAAAAAUAACGGAUCCCCUUUGAAAAAGCCUUUUUUUUUGGGUAUUGCAUGUGUGUAUGUGCACAAUUGGUGGUAGAGUUCUGUGGAUUUGACAUCUAAAUAAGGACACAAUACCAUCUGGUGUAUCAAAGGAAAAAGACAGAGACUGGGCCUGCCCUGACAGAUUCCCACCUGCCGGCAUAGAUGUCCGCCCCCACCAAUCAGAAGAAAAAAAGUGACGAGAUUAUUUAAAAAAAAAAAAAAAAAAAUAAGUUCAUAGUUUUUCAAAAGUUGCACUUUACUUAUCAGGAGUAAGGAAGAAACAAGUGUAAAUUCUUUUUGUGCAGAAUUUUUUUGAGAAUAGAUUUACCAUGGGAUUGUUUGAGGAUGUAAGAGAUUCUGGAGAUGUUUGCUGUGUUCUUUGAAUGUUUCUUUUCUUUAAGUUCUGCUAAUUUUAGAUCUGAAUUUCAUGUUUUUAUUCUAAAACUCCCUUUAGAUUUUAUUGCAGGUGAAAGUACCUUCAAAUCAUGUUACCCCAAUUUCUGAAUUCUGCUUUUAUGUGCCAGAUAAACUAAUUUUUACCAUUACCCCGCUAUUGUGAAGGUAAUGUCAACGCCAUUUAAACAGACUCAAAAGGCGCAGUGGUUCGUUUUGAAACCUUGAUCAUGUUCACUCCUUCACAGACAGCUGAAACAUUUGCAUCGUCCUACGCACUGUAAAUACGACUGAUGAAUGCGCCAUGAAAAGCAAGUCUAAACUCUUCACCACACAUGCUCAUUUUAGGAGUGGAUCACCCGUUCCCCCCUACUGUGGAAGUGCGUAAGUAAAAAAAUAAAAAAUAAAAAAGAGUAGGAAAGAGCAGCUGCAGCUUUACAGUCCGCAUGUUGUGUGUGCAACCCGGAAUUUAAACUGAUGGCUGUUCAAAAUAAAAUGUCCUGCUUUUUAAAAUCCUGUAAGUGAAUGCAAUGAGUUUCCUUUUAUGUGAAAUAUGGACUGCUGUUGGCUUUUCAUUAAACUGAUUUUAAAAA